Messenger RNA from Python bivittatus (Burmese python), 2289 nucleotides. It is a transcript of the gene YJEFN3, whose product is annotated as YjeF N-terminal domain containing 3. Gene Ontology annotation, cellular component: mitochondrion. The record is from RefSeq and is a predicted model, not a curated record. Gene Ontology annotation, molecular function: NAD(P)HX epimerase activity. Lineage: Eukaryota; Metazoa; Chordata; Lepidosauria; Squamata; Pythonidae.
AAGGGCCUUUUUGGGGGGUGGGGGGAACAGGGUCCCCAGGUGUGAACUUGGAAAGACAGGCUCCCUCCCUUCCUGCCAUGGAGAAAUCCAUUUGCAAUUCGUCUCACAGCAAGAAGGCGAUCCAGCCCCUUCAUUAUCUUAGCAGAGCAGAAGCAGCAGCUAUUGAGAAGGAGCUCCUAGAAGAGUUUAGAUUUGGACAUCAGCAGUUAAUUGAGAUCUGGGGUCAUGCAUCUGCCAUGGCGGUGACCAAGGUCUUCCCCCGGCGGUCUCUUCCGAAGAAGCAGCCGACACUGUUGGUGAUCUGUGGUUGUGAACAGAACGGGGCAAUCGGCCUGGCAUGUGCCCGGCAUCUGCGUGUAUUUGAAUAUGAGCCAACCAUUUUCUACCCCAAAAAGUCUUCUAAUCCUCUCUACAGAGAUUUCACCACACAGUGCGAAAAGAUUGAUAUCCCUUUCCUUUCCUAUCUGCCAACAGAGAUUCAACUAAUCAGUGAUGCAUACAACCUGGUGGUUGAUGCCAUGCUUGGUGUAGAAGACAGCCUGGGUGAACUAUCAGAGCCCUACUGCACAAUCUUGGCAACUCUCAAGCAAAUUCGGAUUCCUCUUAUCAGCCUGGAUGUCCCAUCUGGUUGGGACGUGGAGACGGGCAGCAGUGAUGGAAUCAGCCCUGAUGUCCUCGUCUCCUUGGCGGCACCAAAACAAUGUGCCACGAGAUUUAUGGGCAAGCACCACCUGGUGGCCGGGCGCUUCCUCCCCUACGACGUGCAGAAGAAAUUUGAACUGAAUUUGCCAGAAUACCCUGGCACAGAGUGUGUGGUUGCUCUGUAGGGCCUGGAAUCAUCCAGCAGUUUGUGGCUUCUGGAUUUCUUGGGCACGCUAAGAACAUCCUGGUUUGCUUCUCUUGAAUGUCAGACAAGAUCCCCAGUAUUAAUCAGUUCCAUAUCUAGGCUUUGGAAUGUAUAAUAGUAUCGUUUAAUCCAUUGUGAAAAUCUGGCAAAACCAUUUGGAAGAGACGGAGCGCUCAAGCUACUGAGCCACCUAACAGAAUCCCUCCGGUAAAUGGGAAUUAAAAGACACACACAUAAAUUUGUCUUCAAAUAACUGUUAGGAGACCCAUUAAAAUUCAAGCCAAUUUUUAUAAUCUGCUGAAUGCUGAUUUACGUCUAUGUUAUGUGUGUGUGCCUUUAGGAAAGGGGAGUUUUUUAGGAAUACUUUCCUCCACUCAAAUUUUUAUUUUCCUUCUUUCUUCCCCUUUGCCUCCUCAAAGCAAUCUUUAAGGAUUUAGGGCCCGAAGCUGCUCUAAACAUAUUUUAUGUUAUUAUUUGUUUCAAAUACUUCUUACAUCACUUUCAGGGGUAUGUUCACCAAAAUGCUGUAUACUCCAUCUGGGGGGCAGCUAGGCAAUUGGAGUUGAGGUAGGGGUGGCUGCAAGGAAAGGGGUCAAAAUGCCCACCCUCUUGCAGAUUUUAAAUACCCCCCCUUCAGGUGAACACACCUGAAUUGAGAGAUCUCAGUGUGUAGAUGAGACAGAGGUGCUGGGAAGAGGCAUUCAGAUUUGUUAGGCCUUAAGGAACAGUUUGGGACAGGAGCUGGGCCUUGACAAAAGGGAUGAGUGAUGAUCUAUUUAUUUAUCCUUAUUUAUAUUAAAAUUCUUCCCUGCUCUUCUAAUGUAUACACAUCACUGAAAGCAGGAUGUGCUUAAUAUCAAAAAGGUGGCAGGGCAACAGAUAGAGCAUGUACAGCUGGAAUUUUCAGGGGUUCCCCCUCAGUUUGGGAUCCCCUGAUUCUGUUAAAAGUGGACAUACCAUUAGAUGGCAGUAAAGAUAUGGAAAAAGUCUCUUUGCUUCCAUCCAGUGGUCAUUUUAUUUUUUUCCAAAUGAUUUUUAGGCUUCCAGAACCGUUGGUUGGCUGGAGUUUCUGGAUUUGUAAAAAAGGGAUAUGUAGACAGCACGCGCAGCAUUGGUAAUGAGGGUGACAAUGGAAUGAAAGAAAUAGUAAGGGGAAGCCUUACUUAAUGUUAAUUAAUGUUUUAAAAUUCUUUAAGACCAUCAACAACCCUUGUGGAUAGGGCAUGAUCUAAUAGACCUAAUUUAUCUGGAUUUUUAAAAAGCUUUCCAGAAAUGUUCCUCAGCUAGACAGUCCUGGGAUAAUCUGCAUCUGUUUGCAUCUGUAACUCCCCCCAAAAUAUCAAAAUAUUUUUUGUACACAACCUGAAUGUGCAUGGUUUGUAAUGGAAUUUCCCAGAAAAACACUUUGUAACAUGAAUGUUCCUGAUGUCAUAUUUGUAAAC